Ilex paraguariensis (yerba mate) is the source of this 754-nucleotide messenger RNA. The record is from the annotation of a GenBank genome assembly. Lineage: Eukaryota; Viridiplantae; Streptophyta; Magnoliopsida; Aquifoliales; Aquifoliaceae.
AUGUUUGCAUCUUCUUUCCCCACGAGAACACCUCCUCAGCCCGAUCACCUUGUCCGUCCUGCCAGCGCAUCCCAUUCCAACCUCUACUUGAAACCUCUUUCUAGGUUUGAGGUAAUGCUUGCUACGGAGUAUUAUGCACUUGUCCGUUAUUUGGGUGUUCGUUGUUUUGAUUUCUUGGUUGACAUGGUCAUAGUACCGGCAACAACAGGCCAGAUGGGUAUUCUUCCUGGACAUGUACCAACAAUUGCUGAGUUGAAACCUGGGCUCCUGUCUGUACACGAAGGGAAUGACGUGAAAAAGUAUUUUGUUAGCAGUGGGUUUGCAUUCGUCCACGCAAACUCUUUUGCCGAUAUAAUAGCCGUUGAAGCUGUGCCAAUCGAACAAAUUGACCCAGCCUUGGUCCAAAAAGGGCUUGCAGAGUUCACCCAGAAGCUGAGCUCAGCCUCAACUGAUUCGGAGAAAGCCGAAGCCCAAAUUGGGGUGGAUGUGCACAGUGCUCUCAAUUCUGCUCUUUCAGGCUAGUUUGUGGGUUAUCUAUGCUUAUCCUUGAUUCAAUAAUUCUCACUUUUUUGUUGAUUCUCUAGACAUGUCUCAUUGGCAUUAAAGUAUGCUCCUGACAGAAACAUUAUUGAGUUUUUUGUAUUUUUCUGUGUUUUAAUAUGGAAUGAUAAGUCAUCUUUGGAUGGAUUUUAUUGUCUUGCUUCAGUUGGAAGGUUGAGCAGAAUAAUUAGUAAUGAGACAUUCUGGAUUCCUC